Molecule: messenger RNA, 1131 nt
Organism: Drosophila obscura
Lineage: Eukaryota; Metazoa; Arthropoda; Insecta; Diptera; Drosophilidae
Product: pinin
Exons: 2
Coding region: 84-989 (301 amino acids)
Source: RefSeq, a predicted model, not a curated record
CACCCGCUCUGCGGCUGUAAACUUAUUAUCGAUCUGGGCUCCGAGACGAACGCAACGCAACUCUCAGACCAUCAGCACCGAUCAUGAAGUGCACUCUUUUGUCCACAUUGCUGGCGACCUUGGCAGCCACGAGUCUGGCUGCCCCUUUCCAGCUGAACGACAUCUUUCCCGGCUUUGUGGCCAUCUCGCAGCCGCAGGAGAAGCAGGAGGUCGUCAAGCGGAAUGUGGUAGCGAAUCCUGAUGCCGAACUCAAGCAAAUCUCGUUCCAUGGUUUGAUUGGGGAUCUGGAGGACAGUCUGUUCCAGUCCGCCCUGAGCGUGCAAUCGGCCAGUGCCCCCGACAGCGAGGUGGAGGAGGUGAAUCCCGGCCAGGAGGAGGCUGGUGACGAAUUGGAACAUGCUCUGACCAAGCGCUCGGACGAGUCCACUCCGGCAUCGGACCCUGCCUCGACCGCCGAUGGUCUGGCCCGCAAGAUUCUGCUGCAGAAUACCCGCAAGGUGCCCGCAACUGAGAAUGGUGUGCCCGCACACCUGAUCAUCGAUCAUGUCUCCGUGCAGCCACAAAAUGGCGGCGUUCUGCCCCUGAUUCCCACCUUCCAGGUGCACCACACCAAGCUGAUCUCGGCCACCAUCCAAGAGGACUCGAACAACGAUAGCAACGAUGGCAAACAGACUAAGAUCAGCAUCACCAAGACAACGAUCUCAUCGACAGCGCCCCUCGAGAGCCUGGAGGAGGCCGUCGCCAGCUCCAGUUCCAGCUCUAGCGCAGCUCCCACUCCAACCACUGAGGGAACCACAGCAGCUGACACCCCAAAGACCACAGAGGAGGAGAAGAGCAGCAGCAGCACCACCCUCACAGAGUCUUCAUCCACCACUUCUGCUGCCACCACAGAAGAGCCCAUCCAAAAGCUGAAGAAGGACGAGGAGAAGCUCAAGGAGAAGGUGGCCGAGGUGGAGGCCGAUCCCGUAAUCCUAUCGUCUCGCGUCUAGGACAUUCCUGAUCCCGUGGAUCCAUCUAGUUGUAGUCCAUCUCCAGCAUCCCCCUCUCAUACUCACAGCUCGCACAUAUACAUAUGUAUUUAUGACACCCGACUCGAAGUUCAAUUAAAGUCAUGUGAUUUGAUUUGAUCCG